Molecule: messenger RNA, 537 nt
Organism: Ceraceosorus bombacis
Lineage: Eukaryota; Fungi; Basidiomycota; Exobasidiomycetes; Ceraceosorales; Ceraceosoraceae
Source: the annotation of a GenBank genome assembly
UUGGCCGGUGGUUUGGCGUCGCCAAGCGGUGCUGAGGUUGCGUGGUGGGGCCAGCAAGUAGUGCAGUGGGUGCGACGUCUCUUGAUAACGUGUUCAAAGCGUCUCGAUCUGAGUGUCUGUCGAAGUAAUGACUGAUCCUACGCGUCUCAAUGGCGUGUCUUCCCCAUGAACCCGUAACCUCCGAUUCUGCCGAAAGCGCGGGCAACGAGUCGCCUGCGCGCCCGAAUGACUCGUCUUGUCAAAUGCGUUCGGUCCCUCAAUCCCCAAAGUGUGGCGUGAUCAAGCCGAAGAAAGUUGGUGCUGUCGCCUGACUUACAGAUGACUCGAGGUGCAAGCCGGAUAGGAGCAUCAGAUGAAGAAGAAGCCCUAAGCGCGCAGACCCUCAUCAGGGUGGAGGAACGCACAUGCGUGUGUGUGUGUGGGCCAAAAUUCUUGAUUUUGAUUCAAGAUUCUCGGGGCAAGCACAUGGCACGUGAUGCGCAGACGGCGUCCGUCAAUCACGUGAGUCUUGUUCACUCUUGACUUUGGACUGUUGAC